CCGGCGCACUCUAUGGUCACAACCCGCCCACCCCAACAGCGAGAAAGAGAGAGAGAGAAGGAGAGGGUGGCCUAGUGUGGAGAAUGCCCGCGGCUCCGCUUUUCUGAGGCGCUGAAGGGAGGAGGGAGGCGCCGUCUCUUUCGAUCCCGGCGCGAAGCCGAGACGGAGCCUCUGAGGCUGGCUAUGGAAGAAGCGCACAAAACCAGCACUAGCAAUUCAGCAACACCCCCACAAACACCAUCUUUACAAGGUACCGCUCUACAAGCAGCUCAGCUUUCUCGUGUUUCUCAACAGAUGUCUCUUAGAGGUCCAGCUCCAGUGACUGUGGUGCAGCUUCCCGGGGAUCAGGGCCAGGGAGUAAUUCACACAGUUCAGACCUCCUCUGUCAUUCACUCACCGCAAGCACACUCAGCACAGGUAUCUUUGUCAGAGAGUGAAGAUUCACAAGAUUCUUCAGAUAGCAUAGGCUCUUCACAGAAAGCCAGAGGUAUUCUUGCACGCCGUCCAUCUUACAGAAAAAUCUUGAAUGAUCUUUCUUCUGAAGACGCAGGGGAUAGGAAAGGAGAUGAAGCAAAUCCCAAUGUCUCUACAAUCACAUCAAUGUCUGUUCCUACACCUGUUUACCAAACCAGUACCGGACAAUAUAUUGCCAUUGCACCAAAUGGACCAUUACAGCUGAGCAAUCAUGUUGGUGAAAGUGUGCAGGGUUUGCAGACUUUUGCAAAUGUUGCUGGAACUUCACUGGUACAGUAUGUGCAGACAUCUGAUGGUCAACAGAUUCUUGUUCCCAACAACCAGGUGGUUGUGCAGACUGCUUCAGGAGAUAUGCAAACGUACCAGAUACGCAGUACGUCCACCACCACUUCCCUCCCACAGACUGUUGUGAUGACAACUCCUUUGACAUCUCAAUCAACCAAGACGGAUGAUCCACAAUUGAAAAGAGAAAUACGACUAAUGAAGAACAGAGAAGCAGCCCGAGAAUGCCGUCGAAAGAAGAAAGAAUAUGUAAAAUGUCUCGAAAAUCGAGUUGCUGUCCUUGAAACCCAGAACAAAACUCUAAUUGAAGAAUUAAAAACUUUGAAAGAUCUUUACUGCCACAAACCAAGCCAUUUGUGAACAUCGGAAUCUCAGAGGGAAAUUUUUAUAUUAAUUUUUUAAAAUUCAGAUGAAAGGUCAAAAAUAAAUCUAUUCAAUCCAGCUAUCACAAAGACUUAAGAUUUUAUUUAGAAGUUUGGUGACAAGACUGCAAAAAAAGGAAACCCGUGAUCUCAUGAGGAGUUCUACUGGCACAACUGGAAUCUUCCUUAAAUCACAGAGAGGGACAUGCAUAUUCAUCCAAUCAAUCAACAGAUAUUAAUUUCCUGAUCAACAGUUGAAUUCUGGAAUGUUUGCAAGAUUUGAUUGUAGUUAAAUUGUGGAAGAACUGAGUCUUUGCCUUAGUUGAAAAUUUCUAUCAACAUAUAUAACUAACAUCGAUUUUACAUCUCCAAUAGUCAACUCUUUCCAGUUAUAUGUAUGUAAAUCUUGUUGCUUCAAAAUAUAAAUUCUAAUCUGUGUCUUUAGAAGAUAAGUGUGGUGGACAAGAGGCUGUCUUGCCCCUGAAGGGAAAAUCAGUCACUCUGAUAAGCCCAUAGGAGAGCUACUCCAGCAUCCAGUCAUCUUUGAGAAGGGGGAUAGAGAACACAGGAGGAGAGAGUUCUUCCUCAGAGAGGCAGCAGCGGCAGCUCAGGUCUGGCUCAGGAAAAAGAGAGAUGGCGUGAAGGGUAGCUCUGCUGGUAACGUGGCAGAGUGGUUUUAGCCGUAUCUCUGAGAGAAAAGAGUAGCAGUAGUAGUAGUCAAUAGUUAGGACUGUCUCUGGUGAUGAUCCAACCUCGAGCAAUUUAAUCUGUCUCUGGGGAAAGGGCAGGCUGGUGUGAGUGAAAUCCUGUGUGUAAGAGAAGAUCCUUCCUAGUGGCUAGUCAACAAAAAGUCCACUUGUUCUUUGAAAGUCUAACUUUUGUAGAAAAGUCUAACUAUUCUCUUAACCAGUCUUAACCGGUUUAAAUGUGUGUGUUCAGCCAGGCUUCUAUUUUGUCUACUUGAAGACCUGUGCGGCUGGCUUGUUCCUUUAAAACCAGCCUAUAAAUAAAUAAAUAAAUCUUCUUAGUUGUUUAUUGAGAUAACUGAGGCUGGAUUAAUAUGUAAUCUCCUUCUGUACCACAAAACAUACCUCACAGCCGCAAACCCAAAGCCUAUACAAUUGCUACCUAUGUAGUACCCCUGGAAACUGAGGGGAAGGUUUAUAGUUCAAAACAAACCAAGAUCCCAAAAAUCUUAGGAGGCUGUGUGCGUCCGCUCAGCAGGGAAAAAAUGGCUUGUCACAAUAAGUCACAAGCUUGCUAGGCAGUAUAAGUAAUGUUUGCAUUUAACAGGCAGGCAGUUUAAUUUUUUUCUAAUGCAUGCUGUGUGUUAUCACUUUUGGUAAAGGCAGUGGGCACUUUGAAGCCAGAAAGAAACUCUAGGUCAGGGGUCUGCAACCUGCGGCUCUCCAGAUGUUCAUGGACUACAAAUCCCAUCAACCCUGCCAGAAUCAGAAAGAGUGGAUGGCAAGUCCCUGAUGAUACCAAUGUAUUUGUAUGUUUUAUACAUCAGAACUAAAGUAAAUAAGAUAAAGUUUCCAGAAUGCUUUUUUGACAUAGUUGCUUGAUACAAAUUUUUCUCAAGAUAAAUUGAAAUGAACAGGUGUCAGAUAUGCUGUUUGAAGAGCCUAUUAUAUUUUCUUAGGUUAAAUAAUUUUCAAUUUCUUUAGCACUGCCCAUGUUUCAAACAAAAUGAAGUUAGUUUCAAGCCAAAGUAAAAUUCCAGUUUGAUCUACACAUGCAUACGCACACACAUAUAUUAAAUUGCACAAUAACAAUAUUCAAUUUAUAAACUAGGCAGUAAUUUAUAUGGUUUUUUUAAAAGAAAAGUUCUCGUCUUGAAACUGGUGCCUGGUAUAUUUUUGUAGCUGAAUUACUACCUUUACAAAUUCUAUAAUUGAGUUUCUAUGGAUGCUUUAAAUGUUUAUACACUUUCAGUAAACAGAAUUUCCCCACAGAUGAUGAAGUUUAUAUUUAUAUGAGAUUAAAUCAGAUGCUGUUCUUUUUAAAUAUUUCCUUAGGUAAAAUUUAAUUUAACAAAAAUUUAAAAAUAGUUUUGAGAAAAUAAGUACUAUUCAUAAAUAAUCGCGCUUGCAUUUUUAAAAUUCACUAUAAAGAUGCUAUCAGGGAUCAUAAUAUUUCAAAGAAUGUUCAAGUUUUCUGAUAUUAGUUGAAUUCUUGAGUACCCAGUAAGCAUUAAAUCAGCAAAUGGAGCUGUAUCCUAGUUAAGAUUGAAGCAUUCCAGGAAUGCCUUGUGAAGUGUUGUUAUUAAGUACAUUAUGAGAAGAUGGUGAAGCUGAGGGCAUGUAUGCUUGUUAUAGAAGUGUAAGCCUAUCUGAGAAAUAUUGGGCAAUUUUGAGAGUAUCAUUCUACAUCAAAUUCUUUUCCAUUGAACUAUUACAAUUGUGUAAUAGUCAUAUUGCAGUUGAAGACCCAAGCUCUCUCAACGACUUUGUAAUAACAGUGGUGUCUAAAACAGUGCUAUAAAUUGGUGAGGUAUAAACCCAGUUAGGAAGUGGGCCGUAUUGAUACGAGUAACAGUCUAGCAAAAUUCCUUAGCCUCAUGGAAAGCUUGUGGAUGUGCAACUGGUUUUCUGUGUCUUGUGAUUCUUGCUGCAGCCCAACAACUAUUAUAAACAUCUGUGUUUGAAAAUGUGUUAAAAUGGUUUGUGAUACAAUUUGAGUGGAAGUGGAUGGGGUGCUAUAUAGAAAACAGAAGUUGUUUGAUAGGCAGACAUCUUUCUCUUCAACACCCCAAUCAAUCAGUUUUACUGUGUAAAAUGAGUAUUUCACAGCAGUGUGAUCCUGUAACCACUACUGUAUACUCGUCAAUUUUCUGUGAAUAAGUUUUCAUUGAGAAUCACAACUUCAGGUCUGAAAUUUUAAAGAUAUGGUUUAGCAAGGUUAUAUUUUGUUUCUCUUGACCCACAAAUCUGUUUAUACUUUAAAAUUUUGCCGUUGUCUCAAGGAAAAUUAGUUCCAAAAUAACUGAUGUUAACAGGGCAUUAAAACAAUUAUGUGAUUUCAGAGAAAGUAGAAGGUUUUUGUUCUGUUUUACGAAGAAAAUGCAUCCAACUGGUUAAUACUUGUUGGCAUUGACAAGAUGCGCCAUAGGUGGGUGUAUCAUCACAGAAGUAUUAUACAGUUGUCUAUUUCUUUUGCAGUCAUUUUUAACAAGAGAUGUUUGCUAUUUACUGUUUUUAUCCAUGUGGCAAUUCUAAAACUGAGUCCAAAACAUAAGUAAUGUAACCCUUGUUAUCAGAGAUGUCCUCAAAGUUAGCAGCUUAGUUUAAAGAUUUGUAAAUAUUUUUAAAUAAACAGGUGGUUGCACUUUUUGACCUCAAUAAUAAAGAAUCCAAAAUAUAA
Sphaerodactylus townsendi is the source of this 4484-nucleotide messenger RNA. It is a transcript of the gene ATF1, whose product is annotated as activating transcription factor 1. Gene Ontology annotation, biological process: regulation of transcription by RNA polymerase II. The record is from RefSeq and is a predicted model, not a curated record. NCBI's taxonomy places the organism in Eukaryota, Metazoa, Chordata, Lepidosauria, Squamata, Sphaerodactylidae. Gene Ontology annotation, cellular component: nucleus; ATF4-CREB1 transcription factor complex. The coding region runs from base 184 to 1116 and encodes 310 amino acids. The transcript is spliced from 8 exons. Gene Ontology annotation, molecular function: protein binding; RNA polymerase II cis-regulatory region sequence-specific DNA binding; DNA-binding transcription factor activity, RNA polymerase II-specific.